GAAGUGUUCGAUAACGAUGGCAAACCUCGUGUGGAUAUCUUAAAGGCACACCUUAUGAAGGAAGGGAGGCUGGAAGAGAGCGUUGCCUUGAGAAUAAUAACAGAGGGAGCUUCAAUUCUCCGCCAGGAAAAGAAUUUGCUGGACAUAGAUGCACCAGUCACAGUUUGUGGAGACAUCCAUGGUCAGUUCUUUGACUUGAUGAAACUGUUUGAAGUGGGAGGUUCUCCUGCUAACACACGGUAUCUCUUCCUGGGGGACUACGUGGACAGAGGGUACUUCAGCAUUGAAUGUGUGCUGUACUUGUGGGCCUUGAAAAUUCUUUACCCCAAAACACUGUUUUUACUUCGUGGGAAUCAUGAAUGUAGACAUUUAACAGAGUAUUUCACAUUUAAGCAAGAAUGUAAAAUCAAAUACUCAGAACGUGUAUAUGAUGCCUGCAUGGAUGCCUUCGACUGCCUUCCCUUGGCUGCUCUGAUGAACCAACAAUUCCUGUGUGUACAUGGUGGCUUGUCUCCAGAGAUCAACACCUUAGAUGACAUCAGAAAAUUAGAUCGAUUCAAGGAACCUCCUGCAUACGGACCUAUGUGUGACAUCCUGUGGUCAGACCCAUUGGAGGACUUUGGAAAUGAGAAGACUCAGGAACACUUUACUCACAACACAGUCAGGGGGUGCUCGUACUUCUACAGUUACCCUGCUGUAUGUGAAUUCCUACAGCACAAUAACUUGUUAUCUAUACUCCGAGCUCAUGAAGCCCAGGAUGCUGGGUAUCGCAUGUACAGGAAAAGCCAGACAACAGGCUUCCCUUCACUAAUCACUAUUUUUUCAGCACCAAACUAUCUAGAUGUAUACAAUAACAAAGCUGCAGUAUUGAAGUAUGAGAACAAUGUUAUGAACAUCAGACAGUUCAACUGCUCCCCUCAUCCAUACUGGCUUCCAAACUUCAUGGAUGUGUUUACCUGGUCCUUGCCAUUUGUGGGAGAGAAAGUGACAGAGAUGCUGGUAAAUGUGCUGAACAUCUGCUCAGAUGAUGAACUGGGGACAGAGGAAGAUGGGUUUGAUGGAGCAACAGCUGCUGCUCGAAAGGAGGUUAUAAGGAACAAGAUAAGAGCAAUAGGAAAAAUGGCUAGAGUUUUCUCAGUGUUAAGAGAGGAGAGUGAAAGUGUGCUGACACUGAAGGGUUUGACUCCAACAGGAAUGCUGCCCAGUGGUGUGCUCUCUGGAGGAAAACAAACACUGCAAAGCGCUACUGUUGAGGCUAUUGAGGCUGAUGAAGCUAUCAAAGGAUUUUCACCCCAGCAUAAGAUCACUAGCUUCGAAGAGGCCAAAGGCUUAGAUCGAAUUAACGAGCGAAUGCCUCCGCGCAGAGACGUGCCAUCCGAUGCCAACCUUAACUCCAUCAACAAGGCAAUCUCCACAGAGACUAAUGGCACGGACAGCAACGGCAGUAACAGCAGCAAUAUCCAGUGACCACUGUCCGGGAGGGGGGAUUGAGCUGCAGGGCGCCGGUGGGGUUGCUGCACGUCAGCAGUGGGAUG
Molecule: messenger RNA, 1535 nt
Organism: Indicator indicator
Lineage: Eukaryota; Metazoa; Chordata; Aves; Piciformes; Indicatoridae
Gene: PPP3CA
Product: protein phosphatase 3 catalytic subunit alpha
Exons: 13
Coding region: 55-1467 (470 amino acids)
Biological process (GO): calcineurin-NFAT signaling cascade
Cellular component (GO): cytosol; calcineurin complex; cytoplasm
Molecular function (GO): calmodulin-dependent protein phosphatase activity; calmodulin binding
Source: RefSeq, a predicted model, not a curated record